Meleagris gallopavo (turkey) is the source of this 8232-nucleotide messenger RNA. RefSeq names its product glucose-6-phosphatase catalytic subunit 2 (gene G6PC2). Gene Ontology annotation, cellular component: membrane. Gene Ontology annotation, biological process: gluconeogenesis; glucose 6-phosphate metabolic process. Lineage: Eukaryota; Metazoa; Chordata; Aves; Galliformes; Phasianidae. The record is from RefSeq and is a predicted model, not a curated record. Gene Ontology annotation, molecular function: glucose-6-phosphatase activity.
AGUUUCCGUGAGAGGCGGCCGUGGGGUGGGGGCUGUCCCUGUGCUCUUCGCCUACCGCUGACGAGAGCCUGUCGAGGCGGGGGCUGCCCAACGGGCGGCUGUUAUGUUGCUACGGUUUCGAGUCGGCGGCUCGCGGUGCCAAACCGUGUGGGCCUUGUCCCUUGCAGUGUUUACGCACGCCCACUUGCGGGGCAGUGUCGGGCGAGGUCAGUGUCGAGCAGUGGAACAGGAUGGCGCCUUUAUACGCCACCGAAGCCAGGACUUGAUCCAGUAUCUAUUUAGAGAGUUCCGAGAACGUGCUUGGGCAGCCCGCUAGUGUUUGGUGGUACUCCCAGAUCACUUUUUAAUUCUCCAAACCUAGGUUAUCCCAUAGGUGGGGAGCUCCUCAUCUGUUAUCUAAAGAGAGACACAACGAGGACCGGGCAGUCCUUUUUGGUAGCAGCAGAAACAGAGUCCUUAGUGCUGCCUGUGCUCAGUCAUGCUUCUGACACAGGCCUUUGGCACCGCCAGUGCCCACCGACACCACAGCCCAUCUUUUCAGCACCAGUGCGCUCCCUCUGGGCUCUGGCCGAGCACUGCUUGUGACCCACGUACCAGCCUUCAGUUUGUUGUGGGACUUUCUUAGUGAUCAGCUUGUUGCCGUGGCUAAUGACUUCCUGUCUCAAAAUAAUGUAAAUAUUACUACUUUGAGGAUUGCUAUCUGAAACCAUUAAUUACUCCCCUCCCUGAAGCACUAAGUACAAUCUCAGCUGAAGGCACUGAUGGUUGUGUUAUUCUUGGACAAAGUUACUGCUGGUGGAUAGUACUUGUAUACCCACUGUAUUUCUGUCUCAGUUGACUUGGACACCUGUUCUCCAGUUUCCUAGCACUAGCUAAAACUAACAUUAGGCUAGUGUUCCCUAUCUUCUUGAGGCUUGUAUGUACUAAGGUCGGGCUGGUUAUUAUGAAUACCAAGCCAUGUACUGAUCUGGACACAACACAUGGCUUUUUAAAGUAGGAUCAUUGCUGCUCUUCAGGGCCAGAUUGGAUGUGGCCCUUGGCAGCCUUACCUAGUGCCACAUGUUGCAUUUACUGGUUGGCACCCCUGCCCACGGCAGAGGGCUGGAACUAGGUGCUCUUUGAUCUCUUUGAUCUCUAGAUGAUUUCUUCCAACCCAAGCCUUCUAUGAUUCUGUUCUUUCUCCCAACCUAACCUUAGACCUAACUGAGUGAACACUGCCAGUAUAACAUUUAAAUGUUGCCUCUGACACAACUGCCUUUCUUCUUUGGGCUCAUAACUGUCUGAAUAUGCUAUUUUCCUAAAUCUAGUUGUUAAGCAAAUACAAAUUCAACUAAUCUAAACAAACCUUAACGACUAAUGUCUUUUGACAGUCUGAUUCCAUCAAAAACUAACCCAACCUAGCUCUGGACCAAAAAUUUGUUCUGAGAUGUGUUAUUUUCUAAAUGUCUGAUGUAUUCAAGCCAUGCAGUAAUGCAUGGAAGAAAGUUUUGACAGUGAUUUACCCUGUUUGUAUCUCUGUGAGAUUUGCUGUAGGCAAUGCAAUUGUUUUGAUUUCCCUCUUUCUGCACUUUUUAGCUCUUUUUGGGUGUAUAUGUGUGUAAUGUCAUUAAACUUGUGUGAUGGCACCAGCAGAUGACAGAUGCUUGCAACCAGGCUGAGGGGCAUGCUUCUACAACCAAAAGCUAGCCACAAGUCCUUACAUGAUAUUGUGGUGCUGAAGACAAGGUUAGGUGAGAGCUCCAGCUCAAGGUCAGGAAGCUGCUGCAGCUUGGAUGGAAACUGCUCAGGGUACAUAAAAUUGAGGAGCCAGUGCUUGUAAGCAGACUCAGCUUGGCAGGCUUCUAAUCUCAAUGGGCUAAUGUUGGUUGGGUUAGUUUCAAAGGCUAGAGAAUAGCAAUAAAUAAGGCAGAGUGAUCUUAUUGGAAGGGGAACAAAAAAUUAUAGUGGAGGUUGUUGCUUUAAAGAGUCCAGACUCCAUGGCUUCCUGCAGUUUAUGAAACUUGAAGGCUAAGUUAUACUUUUUACUCACUCUUAAACUCUUGAUUGCUCAUGGUACCAAAAAUGUACUUUCUCAUACUUGAAAUUAUAAUAACAUCCCUUAGCUUUGACUGUUUCAGGAACAUGCCAGAACUGUAUUCUAUGUUUUGUUUGUAUCAUUUACAUCAUUACAUGUACAAGCAAACAGGAAUGUAUACAAUAUUAAAUUCUGGCAGUUACUGUUGGAAAUGGAGUUCCUGUAGUUUCCUCUAUUUGCAUAGUUUAUACCAAGGAAAGAAGAAUUACAGUAGUUAGGAAAGAUCAGAUUAAGACCAGAUCAGAACCAAGAGAAAGCAGUUUGUGUUAGCUUUUGCUAACUCUCCACUGGUCAGUCCAGCCCACAGGAGUCCAAUGUUCACCAGGGCAGCGUGGGUCCUGGGACCAACAAGGAGUGCUUCAGGGCAUGAAAUAUGAAAGAAAAGAAAGAGCUUCUUGAAAGACUCAUCUGUUCUGAAAUCUGAAAUUAACAUGCAUCUUCUCAGUGGCUCCAUCUGGAGAAUAUCCAUACCCAAGAAAAUAGCUGUCCACUGUUGUAUGGAGGGUUUUGUAGUUAAUCCUUGUAGCUGGUCCAGUGCCAAUGAAAACACUGACGUGGAAAUUAAUGUUAUUGUUCAAUUAACUAAACAUAAUGUAGCAGAAAUUUAGGCCCAGUACAUAGGCUCCCAUUAACAGUGAUUUAGAAGAUGUUUGCUUUGACGGCUUUUCUUUCCCUUGCAAAUAUUUGCUUUGCAACGUCUGACAUUGGUUAUGUAAUGUUUGCUCUCAUGUGUAGGUGUAAAGUAGCUGUAAACAUUUUGUUCUUCCUUCUGUAGUUCAUCAACAUGAUUUUGUUUCUGUGUUAUUUGAUUAUCUCUGUUUUUGCAUAUCUUGGAAAAAUGAAGUAAGUUAAAAUCUUUUUAUGUGAACAGAAACGAUUUUAAAGGGUUUUUCAUGUCAAAAGCUUUGAUGUCAAAACGUUUUUAAUUAUUUUUUUCCCAUUCUAUGCAGAUCACUAUUUUCCUUGCAUUUCCAUUUGCUAAAAUACAGCAAAUAGCUCUAUUUUGUAUAUUAUCUCAAGCGAUUCAGAAGAUUGGGAGCAUUACACGGAAUAGGAAGAAAAAGCCUAUUGAGGAAAUAGCUCUUCAUUGCUGGAGUUCAAAGUUGUUGUUAAAUGCAGUAUUUCAAUAGAUGUUUCUCUGUCUUGUCUUUGCUGGUUGCUGGAACUAGGAAAGUCUUGGAUAUCUCAGCCCUUUGUCGGUUGCCAGAUGCCACAUGCAGGUCAGCAGUGACCCACACAUCAGCUGUCCGUGCCUGCUGGACAAGGCAGGAUCAUGAGAGCUUCCAGGCACCACAAAAACAUCACCUGAGCUGCCUAUCUCACAGAAAUCAGCUUACCUCUUCCCAACCCCGCCUGCUUUUUAUUUGUCAGAUAUGGACUUGUUAUGUUGUUGGGUUGGUUGCUUUUUUUUUUUUUUUGGAAACAAAAAAUGCUUAUAAAUUAUAAUGUCUAUAAAAUGCUUUUAUGAACAUGACAUCUCUUGCAUAUCCUAGAUCUGAAUGUAGGAGCUGCUGAAACAGUUAGAAGGAAUGUAGGAGAAAACUAAAGUUUAUAUGUUUGCUGUUACCCGUUAACAGCAUAAUGGUGUAUUCAUUAGUUGUAAUGGAUUAUCUUUCUAUCUAAGCAGUAAGAUAAUUAUCAACAUAUGAAUCAGCAGCAAAAUAUUUACAGUGAAAAUGAAUGUCAGGGCUCUAGCAUUUGUACCUGAGGAGGGUACCUCUCUGAAGUGCCGCUGAGACAUGCUCCUUCAGGCUGUGUCAGUGGAGCAUCUGAGAGCCAAAGGAGUGCGUGAGCGCAUCUGCCCAAGGAGGAGGAAGGGUUCUGCCUGAGCAGAUGUCCUGGUGUAUUUUUGUAUCCAGAAGUACUAAAAGCAUGCAAAAAGUUAAUGGAAAGUCUUGCAUGUCUUGUGUCAGAGAAGCCAUUCUUCUGAUACCAUUAUGUAAUGAUGGCAUUCCAGAGAAACUGGAAGGUAAACUAUUUUAUUGCUUGAUCUCUCCUGAGAAUGCUAAAUUGUACCUUGAUUGGAACUUACUGCAAAAUAUUGUUCUUAACAGAACAAUAUUUAUUUAGACUUACCUCAUUACAGUUGCUGUUAGAUUUAUAUUUAAAGCUAUUUAUUCUUUAUAAACCAGACUGAAAAAGAGGUGAAACCUCAGUUUUCCCAAAUUUUUUACAUGCUACACCCACACCUGUACAAAAGAAUGAUUGUUACUGUUGUUUCAAGUCUUACUUACCUUUAAAGGAGAGAUGCUUUAAAUUUACAGGAAAAAGGCAUUUCUUCUAGUGAUAACAUGUAAAAAGUUAUUUGAAAAAAGAUGUUUCUGAACUGAUCAUUUCUUGGGAAAGAUCUGGGAGAGGACAGAAUGUUACUUCUCACCAGGUUACUUGCAUGGUAUCCCCUUCUCUAGCACCCUUUGGCUAAGAAGAAAUAAACCCUCCCAUAUAUUUGCAAUGAUCAGGCUAGGAAAUACUUGUAUUGAAAUAUCUUGGAAUUUUGUUUUUCAAAGGGUUUUCCUUGAAAUCGAGUGAAUAAUUUAGUCAGUGUACAGAAAGGUACUUUUGUAGUUAUUCAGAAACAGUUCAUAUCAUUUUCAUUCUCUUUUUUAACCUUACGGUUUUCUGUGUGGCUCAGUGCAACUGGUAGAAGUAAGUGGUAUAGGUUUUACAUCUGGUAAAAUGUUUCUAAAAGCAAAUAUUAAUGGCUAAGUAAAGGUGAGAUUGUGUCAGGAAGAGAGGUCUUCUAAGUCCAUUUAAUGAUCAUGCCUUGUUUGUUGAAUCUACUUAAUGGUUCCAUGUGACUUCCCUGACAUCAUCAUAAAGCCCUGUUGAGCUUCGUUCUCCUCGCAGCAAAACCAGGGAAGUAGUGCCUAUCUGCCUCACAGCUUGUGUGGGUUAGCCUUAAGUGCUGUGAAAAAAGCAGUGAAGAUGCUCAGUGAAUGCAUAGAAUUACAUGCUACAUAUAAUUUGCAUAUGAGAUGAUGCUAUCAUCAGACGCUUGGUAUCCAUUUUAUCACUGGAGAAAAGCAUUUGUCAUGUAGUCACCUUAUAAAUGAACAUGAUCUUUACCUACGCUAUAUUUAUUAAUAUUAAUGCUGAUUGGUCUGAUGUGUGCUACUCUAUUGUUUGUUCCAUGUAUUUAAAAUCUGACUGUGGCAGGAUCUCACUGGUCUCCUUUUGACUGUUCAUCAUGGUGGACCCAAGUGCUUCUCUUGGAAAUACUCUGGUUUGUGAGGCAGUGUGAAGCAUUUCUGCUGGGCUGGGUAGCAGGCUGGGAGCUGCAAUAGGGCAGAUUUAGCUCCCUCUGGCACAGGUGUGUAGCACUUGUGUCAUAUAAGCAAGGUGUGUGAAUGACAAUACUGAAUGAGGUGGUUUGGAGGCUAAGCAUCGUCUGCAGCAUGGGAGUUAACAUGGCCUCCCUCAUCAAGGAAAUAAUUAUUUUCACUGCUUUGAGAAAAUUGCCUUUUAAAAAAUGAAUCUAGCGUCCAACAAAAUCAUUAAUGUAUGGAUGCUUGUUGUUUUUACUUUAAUUAAAAAUGUGUUGUGCAACGUAUUAGGUGCAGUAUGGUAGCCAAAUUCUACUUCAAACUGUGAUGUACAGUUUUAAUGACAGUUCUGCAAGGACCAAUCACUGUGUACUCUUUCUCUUCUCUAUAUAGGCAACACUUAAUGAAGUAUACACAUUACUAAUGUCCGUCCUGCAGAGAAAUGAGCUGUGAAAAAAUUCAAGCAAACAUGUUCCAACUGUUCAUACAAAGGAUUGCAUAAGUCACGCAUUGUGUUUCCACAAAACUUUCCCCACAAUUUGCUGCUGAUCAGCAUGUACUUCACUUACUUUCCUCCAAUUAAAAUUUGCAAACAGACCAGCUUUCCAGUGCUAACAGAGAUUCAGAGCCACGUGUUCCAGGAAUGGCUGGGUACGCCACGCCGAUACAAUAUAAAGGCAACGUUAAUCACCUUCUCUCUCACUUUUUAAUAGCUUCCUUCCAUAGUUCUCAUUCUCCCUCACUAGAGACUUAAGAUUAAAGGAACUUUUCUCAAAUACAGUUUAAUCAAUUAAGAUGGAUCUCCUUCAUAGCAAUGGAGUGCUUAUCAUUCAGCAUUUACAGAGAGACUACAGGGCUUACCAGGAUUUCCUUAAUUUUAUGUCACAUGUUGGAGAUCCUCGGAAUAUAUUCUCAUUUUAUUUUCCUCUUUGGUUUCAGCUCAACCAAGUGGUUGGUACUAAAAUGAUAUGGGUGGCAGUCAUUGGUGAUUGGUUCAACCUGAUAUUUAAAUGGAUUUUAUUCGGCCAUCGUCCCUACUGGUGGGUGCAUGAGACAAUGAUUUAUCCCAAUCAGUCAAGCCCAUGCCUUGAACAGUUUCCCAUAACAUGUGAAACUGGACCAGGGAGCCCAUCUGGACACGCAAUGGGAUCUUCCUGCGUCUGGUAUGUAAUGGUAACGGCAGCACUUAGCUACACAGUGAGGUGGAAAGAGAAAUCAGCAGUUAGCCUUCACAGACUGACACGGUCGUUACUCUGGACUAUUUUUUGGAUUAUCCAGAUCAGCGUAUGCAUCUCAAGAGUAUUCAUAGCAACACAUUUCCCUCAUCAAGUUAUUCUUGGAGUAUUUGCUGGAAUUGUUGUGGCAGAAGCAUUUGAGCAUACCCCUGCUAUUCAGACAGCAAGUUUGAGAAUGUACAUCAAGACAAACUUGUUUCUUUUCAUCUUUGCCCUUGGUUUUUACCUAGUCCUCAAGCUUCUUGAUAUUGACUUGCUGUGGUCUGUCCCAAAGGCCAAGAAGUGGUGUGCCAAUCCAGACUGGAUAAACAUUGACACAACUCCGUUUGCUGGACUGGUGAGAAAUUUAGGUGCAUUCUUUGGCUUAGGUAUUGGUAUUAAUUCAGAAAUGUUCAUCACCAGCUGCAAGGGUAAAAACAGCUGUAAGAUAAGUUUCCGCGUAUUGUGUAUAGCUGCUUCUUUAGCUACACUACAGCUGUAUAAUUUUGUUAAGAUACCUACUCAUACUGAGUAUUUGUUCUACAUUCUCUCUUUUUGUAAGAGUGCAGCUAUGCCUCUGACUGUAGUCGCCUUGGUUCCAUACUGUGUCCACACGUUAAUGAGAACAACUGAUAAGAAAUGUAAUUAGAUAAGGUUUCCAAAUGGUUGCCAGUGCAAGGAUAUGAACUGUUCAAGAGCCCUCCACAAAGGCAGUUCUAACUCACUCAUGUUAACCAAAGGAGAUGCCACUGCACCUUUGAUGUGCUCCUGGUAAGUAGCCUGUAUAUCCCAAAUCAGUGCAUUCAAGAAUGGUUUUGGCAGCUCAGAAAUAUUAAGUAGUUGCUGACUUUAUUCCUAGAAGCAUUGCAAUGAAGGAUACUGCAGUAUGGUUUUCUAACAACAUUCCGAGUCAUGCUGAAGUUUUAAAGUAAAGUAUUAUUGGCUAGCUUUAUUUAGCUACUCGGUCACCUUUUAGUUCUGUCCAUUGCCAACUAGAUGGUGCUUUGGGCCUCAGUGGUACAUAGUGGUACACAGUAUUUAAUUUUUUUAUAUGUAGAUGUAUGCUAAACUGCUAGCUAAUGGAGUGACAGUAUUAAACCACCUACAACUGUACAGCUGUCCCCGAGCACUGUGAAAAAAACCAAUGCAGUUAUCAGGAAGGAUUUCUAUAGAUCUAUCUUCUUGCGCUUCCUGAGCUAACAGCUUCUGCUUAAGCCAGAUGCGAAAAAAAAUUAAAUAAAAAGAAAAUUUGUUCUAAUUAGACUCUGUAGAAUAUAUUGUUGCAUUACUGUGAUUUUUGAAAUUUUUACUUUUAAAAAUGAUCAUAUCAUGAAUGAUAAUGGUUACACUUUUGAUGUUGAAAAUACAUGAAUACGAUGUAGUAAAUAUUGUAGUCUUGUACGUCUACACAGAGCAACAAAUAUAGAAAUCUGUGAAUCACUAAACUAGCUCAGCAUACUCCCUCAAGAAUGUUGUUCAUGCUCCUAUAUUGCAAGUGUAAAUUAGUUUAAUUCUGUCAUUUCAAGAGUCACAUGUCAGAAUCAGUUAUUCCUUCUGUAAAUCAUGAAAAUGGGACUGAUGAGUAAGCUUGGCUUAUGCACAGAAGUAACUAAUAUGCUAAAUGUAAAUUUAUUACGUAGAACUGAUGCUCUACAAAUGGAAAGCCACAUGAUUUCCCUUU